Daphnia carinata is the source of this 898-nucleotide messenger RNA. Its product is annotated as glutathione S-transferase 1-like. Gene Ontology annotation, molecular function: glutathione transferase activity. The transcript has 4 exons. The coding region runs from base 140 to 808 and encodes 222 amino acids. The record is from RefSeq and is a predicted model, not a curated record. Lineage: Eukaryota; Metazoa; Arthropoda; Branchiopoda; Diplostraca; Daphniidae. Gene Ontology annotation, biological process: glutathione metabolic process.
GCAGCGGCCGUUCGAUGCACUAACUUUGGGAUUGGUAUAAAAACCGGCGACGUCAGUGAAUAUCUGAACUUUAAUUCAAUCCUGUGUCGUGUCAGGUUCUCUGGUCCUCUCGUCUACACCCAUUUUGAAAAAGUCCAAGAUGCCGAUUGACCUGUACUACAUGGAGGCCAGCGCCCCGUGCCGUUCUGUCAUGAUGACAGCCAAAAUGGUGGGUGCUGAGCUUAACUUGAAGAAAACCGACCUGAUGGCUGGUGACAACAUGAAACCCGAAUACAUUAAAAUGAAUCCCCAACACAACAUUCCCACUAUCGACGACAAUGGCUUCUAUUUGAACGAAAGCAGAGCUAUUUGUGCUUAUCUAGUCAAUGCGUAUGGCAAAGAUGACACACUCUACCCAAAAGAACCCAAAGUUCGUGCCCUAGUCGAUCAACGUCUUUACUUCGAUAUGGGAGUCUUUUACCAUCGUUUCGGUCUAGUCUAUUAUCCAGUGAUGUUCAGCGGGGCCACGAAGCUGGACGAGAAGGCUCUGAAGGACUUCGGCGAUGCUCUUGAUUUUCUCGAGGUUUUCUUGGGCCAGAACAAGUAUGCUGCUGGCGAUCACUUGACAAUUGCAGACAUUGCCCUGCUUGCUUCGGCUUCAACUUUUGUGGCUACCAACAAAACUGUUUUCGACAAACAUCCUAAAAUCCAGGCCUGGUUGGAAACGUGCAAGUCUGAGAUCACCGACUACGAAGAGACCAACAACCAAGGAGCUGAAGCUUUCGGACAAUGGGCGCAAUCCGCACUUGCCAAGUUGGAAUCUGAAUAAAUUUUCACACCAAUUAUUACAUUACAGUGUUGCACAUGAAAAUGUUAAUUCUUCAAAAAACAAUUUAUAAUAUAAAAAAUUACUAUUCAA